AACGACAACAUGGCGUCUAAACUGAUCACAGAUGUAUUUCCUAUAACCAAAAAGGAAAGGCCGGUAAACAAAAAACAGCCGCAAACGAAGCUUUCGGAUCCAAUCCAGAAAGAUGCUGAAACUGCAGUUGCCAAAGAUGUAACUUCAGACCUCGCGAAAGAGCUUUUGAUGCUGAAAGAGUUUGACUUAGAUUCCGAAUUUGGGCCAUGUAUUGGAAUAACCAGACUACAAAGAUGGGAACGAGCUAAAGAAUAUGGACUUUUUCCUCCUGAGGAAGUCAAGGAAAUAAUUCUAAGACAUCCCAAUGACAUAGCAUUCACAGAGUGUGUAUGGUUUGAUGCCAAUCUUUGAAACGAAACAAAGUGUUUGAACCAUAUGUACACAACAUGUUGUACUGUACAACAAAACAUUCUUUUAUCUUCAAGAAUUAUUCUAGGAAAAAAACUUUCACGAGUUCCCAGUAAGGUCUACAUAUGUAUAUAUACUUGCAUGAAAUGUCCCUGUUUAGGUAGAUAAGAGAAUAAUAACCUAGUGUUGUCUGCUGUAAAUAUGAAUUUUGUUCCAGAAAAUUGCACCAUCUUAUGUACAGUUUGCAGUCCUUGUGUGUGUAAGCUACUGACAGUAGAAUGCUUGUACAUUAAUGUUAGCUCACAAACUCAACUUAUUAUUGUGCAUGUAAGUUGGAUUUAAAACUAAAUAUGAUGUUAAAAAAGGUGCAGGUGUUAAGGUAUGGAAUAUCUGCCUGUAGAAUUACUUACACCAAACUAGUACAA
Molecule: messenger RNA, 773 nt
Organism: Pocillopora verrucosa
Lineage: Eukaryota; Metazoa; Cnidaria; Anthozoa; Scleractinia; Pocilloporidae
Product: DNA polymerase delta subunit 4-like
Biological process (GO): DNA synthesis involved in DNA repair; DNA-templated DNA replication
Cellular component (GO): delta DNA polymerase complex
Molecular function (GO): DNA-directed DNA polymerase activity
Source: RefSeq, a predicted model, not a curated record